Messenger RNA from Lytechinus pictus (painted urchin), 4374 nucleotides. Its product is annotated as major facilitator superfamily domain-containing protein 1-like. Bases 185 to 1768 code for a protein of 527 amino acids. Gene Ontology annotation, biological process: transmembrane transport. NCBI's taxonomy places the organism in Eukaryota, Metazoa, Echinodermata, Echinoidea, Temnopleuroida, Toxopneustidae. Gene Ontology annotation, molecular function: transmembrane transporter activity. Gene Ontology annotation, cellular component: lysosome. The transcript has 15 exons. The record is from RefSeq and is a predicted model, not a curated record.
CUCGCCUCGGCUGCUUUUGUGGUAUAUCUUUGCAUUUGUGUCCAAUUUGCAUUAAGCUAUGAGCCGACUCGACUGAUGUUGUGAAGUUUGAAGAUGCUAUCCGCGGCUAGCUGAAAAGGAAACUCAAAACUUUUGACUUUUGUCCACUAAUAAACUAAAAAUCUUCGUUCAGGAUCAAGUAAGGAUGGAAAACAACGAUCAGAAUCAUGAUGAAAAUGCACCGCUGCUGAGUGGACGACCGGACAGGAAUCAAAUUCAGGAUGAUGAUGAGGAUGUGGAACUCUCAGGCUGUGGAGCCACAGUUUGUUGUGAUCCGAGACGGGCCCUGCAUAGAUACCUCAUUCUUAUUUUUAUUUGUUUCUUAAGUUUUGGGAGCUAUUUUUGCUAUGACAAUCCAUCCGCUCUUCAAGAUCAAAUUAAACAGGUUAUGCACAAAGACACAGCCAGUUUCAUGCUGCUUUACUCUCUGUACUCGUGGCCAAAUGUUAUUCUCUGUUUCUUUGGAGGCUUCCUCUUGGACAGAGUCUUUGGUGUCAGAGUUGGCACCCUUAUCUUUGGUGCUUUUGUCCUUAUUGGGCAAUGUAUCUUCGCUCUUGGGGCAACACUCAACAACUACACUGUCAUGCUGGUGGGAAGAUUCGUCUUCGGGUUGGGUGGAGAGAAUCUAGCUGUAGCACAGAAUACAUACUCUGUGAAUUGGUUCAAAGGAAAAGAGCUCAACAUGGUCUUUGGACUACAACUCAGCUUUUCAAGAGUGGGCAGCACUUUGAACAUGAAUAUCUUGGCACCAAUCUUCAAAGCACUUGACAAGGAUAUACCAGGAUAUAUCAGACUAGGAUAUGUACUUUGGCUUGGAGCCGGGAUGUGUGUGUUUUCUAUCUUAUGUGGUGUUUUCUUGGGAUAUUUUGACAUAAGAGCUGCAAGAAUACUCAAAAGAGGAAAUGGAGGAACCGGAGAGACAAUCAAGUUGAGCGAUAUCAAGGACUUCCCUCUCAGUUUAUGGCUUAUCUUCUUAGUCUGUGUUUUCUACUAUGUCACUGUCUUCCCUUUCAUUGGGCUUGGAAUUGUAUUCUUUGAAGACAAGUUUGACAUGUCUCCCACAAAAGCUAAUCUUGUAAACAGCUUGGUUUAUUUCAUCUCCGCUGCCGCAUCUCCCUUCUUUGGUUUUAUUGUCGAUAGAACAGGCAAAAAUAUCUUCUGGGUGGCCUUGGGCAUCAUUCUGACUCUGGUUUCCCAUGGCGCUUUAGCAUUCACCUUCAUCAAUCCGUUUGCAACUAUGACCUUGAUGGGAAUUGCUUACUCUAUCCUUGCCUGUGCUCUGUGGCCAAUUGUAGCCUUCAUCAUGCCUGAACAUCAACUUGGGACAGCAUAUGGAUUUAUGCAGUCGAUUCAGAACCUAGGUUUGGCUAUAGUAGCUGUAAUAGCAGGCAAGAUUGUUGAUUCCAAUGGUUAUCUCCUAUAUGAAGUCUUCAACCUAUCCUGUCUAUGUAUUGCCCUGAUCUGCUGUGUAUUGAUGUAUCUAGUAGAUUCAACAAGAGGAGGGGGUCUUAAUCUCUCAACGAGAGAAAGGAAGGCUCUGGCCAAGAAGGAAGAAGAAGAUUUGAAAGAGAAAUUACACCAGUCUGAACUACCUUCUACAUCUAGUACUAUUCAGCCCCAGUCAGCCUUUGCUCUAAGGAAUAGAUACCUCUCAAGGCUGGGAGCUAAGUUACCUAUGAAUUACAACCCUCAUACAAUGGCACUAUCGAGACAUGGAAUCUUGCAGUAGAGACUUCCCCUUCACAGCCAGAAGGUCCCAACUCCUUUAGGUCUAUUUCUAAUGAUGGCUUUGUGAAUAAUUAACUCUCUCUUUAUAUUGUAAAGUUGAUUUAUGUAUACAAGUAUAUCGUUCAGUUCUGCAUUGAUUACCAAUAAGAAGAUCAUAUAUAUAUAUAUUUGUAUUUUUGUAAUGAUUGUUAUAAAUCUGCCAGAUUUGAAUAUAAUGUAUUACAAGACGUCUUAUAUAUUUCUGUACUUACAAUUAUCUAUGAAGUUAUGGUCGUCAAAUGAAAAUUAUGAUUUGUGACAAUAUUUUUUCAUUAUGCAAUAUAUAGCCAUAUUUUGAGGCUAAGAUUGCAGAGGUUUUAUUUCAUUUUGUAUGUUUGUAAAAUAUCAUUUUCAGUUCAGUUGUUAAUGUACAAGACUUUUUUUUCUGGAAAAUCAUGUCGAGGAAUAACGCAAUAGGGUAAGAAUAAAGAAAAGGUGAAAAAAGAGUUCUUUAAGCAUCCUUUAUCAUCAGUCAUGUAAAACCACAUCAGAUUGUGUGUUUUUUUUUUAACUUUCAUAAUUAUGUCCAGUAUAUACAACUUGAAGUUAGGUGUAUAAUGAUAAUAAUAUGGUAUUUAUAAUGCGCUUAAGGACAUACAUGUACAGCUCUUUACAGAUUUAUUUUUACCCCAGUCAUGGGAUUCAAUCAGUCAUUCUUGCACACAAUGUAUACACAUCCUCCACUCCCUGGGGAGUAUUCCAGCCAGUUGCCCUUGAGGCGCACCCAAAACUGGACAAGCCACAAUAACUUGAACAUCCUACGGGUGCCCAUUUAACACCUGGGUGGAGAGUGACAAAGUGUGGACUAAUGCCUUGCCAAAGAACGCUAAGCCACAAUGGAAUUUGAACUCAUGACUGCUUGCAAGGCGAAAGUCAGCACCACUACACCAUGGCUCUUAUAUAUAUUCAGUAACAAAUUAAAAGUCACAUCUAAUCCCUUAUUUGUUGAUUUUGUUUGAUAACCUUCCUAUUCAUAUCCAAUCGGGUCAAACGCAGUUCAUAAGUGUGUCAUCCCCAGGUAAUAAACUGAGAUGGAUUUAGCACAAAGCUACAGUUAUAUGGGUUUAUAUUAAUACCUUACUUGGACAUUCAUGAAUUACUUAGAAACUGACUAUAAGUAAAGCAAAUGCAUUCCUUCACUUAUCAGGAUUCUUUCCCACUCAUAUAUUACACAGAUAUGUUCUAAUAAUCAUUAUUUCCAAUACUUUUAUGACUUUAACUAUUAGUUUCUUUCACUCUCUGUGAAAGUCAGUGAACUUAAAGAUGCUUCAUUAAAGGGAUGGUCCAGGCUGAAAAUAUUUAUAUCUAAAUAAAUAGAGUAAAAUUUACAGAGCAAAAUGCUGAAAAUUUGAUCAAAACCGGAUAACAAAUAACAGUUAUCGAAUUUUAAAGAUUUGCACUAUUCCGGUGAAACAGUUCUUGGCAUGUCCUUAUGAAUAUUCAUUAGGUUGGCUGAUGAUGUCAUAUCCCCACUUGUUCUUUUGUAUUUUAUUAUAUGAAAUUAGGUUUAUUCAAAAUUUUUCUACCAAGAACUAAAACAAUUGGAUUGACAACUGAUUAAGUGCAUUAGUUAUUUAUUGCCGCAACUUAUUUCAUCAAAAUGGAGACACAUCAUUUACACAUGUAUGAAAAAAUGAAAAAAUAUAUGAUUUCAUGUAAUACUAUAAGAAAAAGGAAAGUGGGGAUGUAACAUCAUCAGCCCACCUAAUGAAUAUUCAUGAUGAUGUGCAUAUAACUAUUUUCACAAAAUAUUGAUAAACUUUGAAAUUCAAUAACUUCGUUAUUUGUUAUCCGAUUUUCAUGAAAUUUUCAGCAUUUUGCUCUGUGAAUUUUACUCUAUUUAUUAAGAUAUAAAUAUUUUCAGCCCGGACCAUCCCUUUAAAGAUUUCUCAGUCUCUGCCCUUUUUCUGGGUAUCUCUGAUUCUUGUUUUUUUUUCUUCUCUCUCGUCUCUUCACCUAUCUUUUCUUUGUGUCCUUUGGUUACUUUGUUUUUCUUUUCUUUCUCCUUUUGUUUUUCUGUUUUAUCACUGCUUUUCACCUUUAUCCACUCUGCUGUACAUAUCAACUUAAUAUAUCUUUCUACUUUACUUUCCCUUUCUCUGUGUUUUAUAGUUUUUACCCUCAACACAUUUUGUAUAGAAAAAAAAUUAUUGUCUUUAAUCUUGGGUAGCCCCUGUUACCUUAAACUCCCCACUAUCUGCCCACCCCCCUCUCUCUUUCCAUUUCUUGGUAACAAAUCAGAGAUCAAUUCACAUUUAAAGGAAGCCAUGAAGUGUCAGCUAGAUGUAACUACUGCCUCUUCAAUUUACUUCUAGAUGGCCAGAAGCCAUGUUAAGAAGCCCCAAACGUGUAUAGCAUCAUUAUAUGACUCCCCAAGAGGGUAAUAUAACAAAGUAUUGCACUUAUUUAUGUUAAGGUAGAUGAUGUGAAAAAGGGAUUGAUUGCACCCAUAGAAAUGCAGGCAUCAAAGAAAAGAAUAGGAUUAUAACGGGAUAAAUUGAAGGAAGAACUAAAGAAAUUAAUCACAUUGAAGGAUGUGAAUAAAGUUGACCUAUUGUGUUGGAAAUU